AACUUUGAUAGAAAAUUCUGGAUGAUGGAUACUGAAACUUCUCAAUCGGAAACAUCAAGCUGCUCUAACAUCACACGCUUUGAUAUUUUCAUGGAAAACCAGGAGCUUUCUAGAAUUGAUUUUGACAAUAUCAGUGCAGAGCUCAACGCAUUGCUCGAUAGACUCAGAAGGGCUUAUGAAUCUGAAGAGAGUUUAGAUAGAAGAGUUCACAAAAUGACAGCUUCUCUCGAAACUCAGAGACUUGCCCAAAAACUGACUCGCAAGAUCUACUUUCAUCUAAGCUCUGAUGUGGCAAAAACAGAUGAGGAUCUGAAAAAGGUAAGCUCUUCAGAAAAACUGUACACAGUUGCGAGGAAAACGACUGAAACAUUUUUCAAGAGACUUUUUCAGAGGAUGUUGAAGUCGCCAGACACUUUUGAAAACCAAGAACUAGACACUGCCUUCAAAGAAUUACAAAAUGAGGUUUCACAUAUUUCCAUCCCUCCAGAGAUCCAAAGCGUAGCAUCUGUCACUGAAGAUGACCAGUUAAAACAAUCUCCUAGAACCUUGUUCAAGUCCUCCAUGGAAGAACAAGAUGCCACAAAUGCGGCAGAACAACAUCCUAGUCCAGUAACUUGUGGUGUGCUAGACACUUUUGAAAACCAAAACGUGCGCACUCCCUUGGAAGGAUUACAAGAUGAGGUUUUAAAUAUUUUCAUCCCUCCAGAGACCCAAAACUUAGAAUCAACUGACAUUGAAGAAGGCCAGUUAAAAUCAUCUCUCCCACAACAGAUGAAGUCCUUAAUGGAAAAUGCGGCAGGUCUACAUCCUAAUCCAGUAACUUGUAAUGUGGCAGACAUUUUUGAAAACCAAGAUGUGUAUGCUAUCGUUAAAAAAUUACAAAGUGAGUUUUCAGAUGCUCCCAUCUCUCCCGAGACCCAAAGCUCAGAAUCAGCUGUCAUUGACAAUGACCUGAUAAAAUCAUUUCCUCAGAAAGUGGCUAACUCCUUAACGGAGAAUGUGGCAGGACAACAUCCUAAUAAAGUAAUUUGUAAUGUGGCACACACUUUAGAAAACCAAGAUGUAUGUGCUGUCCUCAAAAAAUUACAAAGUGAGUUUUCAUCUACUUCCAACUCUCCUGACAGUCAGAGCUCAGAAUCAACUUUCUUUGACGAUGGACAGUUAAACUCAUUUCCCCAAAAACUGAUUAAAUCCUUUGUGGAAAAUAUGGCAGGACAAAGUCCUGAUCCAGUAACUUGUAGUGUGUCAAACACUUUUAAAAACCAGGGGGUGUGCACUGCAUUUAAAGAAUUACAAAAUGAGAUUUCACAUAUUUCCAUCCCUACAGACACCCAAAGCUCAGAAUCAACAGACAUUGAUGACCAGUUAAAAUCAUUUCCUCAGAAACUGAUCAAGUCCUUAAUGGAAAAUGUGGCAGUACAACAUCCUAAUCCAGUAACUUGUAAUGUGCCAGACACUCUUGAAAACCAUGAUAUACGCACCGCCUUAAACAAAUUACAAAGUGAGGUUUCAGAUACUUCCAUCUCUCCAGAGACACAAAGCUUAGAAUCAACUGUCAUUCAUGAUGGAGAGUUAAAAUCAUUUCCUCAAAAAGUGAUUAAGUCCUUAGUGAAAAAUGUGGCAGGACAACAUCCUAAUCCAGUAACUUGUGGUCUGCCAAGCACAUUUGCAAACCAUGAUGUACACACUGCCUUCAAAAAAUUACAAAACCAUGUUUCAAAUAUGUCCAUCCCUCUAAAGAUCAGAAGGUCAGAAUCAAUUGACAAUGAUGAUGGGCAGUUAAAAUCAUUUCCUCAAAAAAUGAUUAAGUCCUUAGUGAAAAAGGUGGAAGGACAACAAUUUACUCCAGAACCUUGUACUGCCUCUGUACAAAUUCAUUCUCAACCUUGUGCUGCUUUUGCACAAGUUCCUGCUCCAGAACUUUCUACUGACUUUGAUCAUGUUUCUUCUGCAGAGAAAUCUACUCCCUUUAAAUUCUUUAACAGGCCUACUAUUGGAACCAUCCAUUCAAAGCUCAGCAGCAUUGGCCGAAAACAUCAUCCCAACAUUGGGGAUCAGGGAACCAGCAAACAACCACCUUAUAAUCCUGCUACCAAGAGGGACCUUGAUAGUGUGCAGACUGGGCUACUAGGAGUAGACCCUACAGCACRCACUGAAGUCAGGGCAGGUCAAGASAAGCAAGAGAAAGGAAUACAAUGUUUUGAGCAYGGCAUUGCUCAGGGAGAAGAUGAUUUGACUGACUGUGAGUUCCAUUGCAAAACUUGCAAAUCCAGUGUCAAACCCUCUGUGCUUAAGGAGUUUAUCAAUGAGGUGUCAGACUUGCUUCAAUGCCAAACAUGUAAACACGAGAUUUACAUUAUUUCUGCUGUCGUCAAUAGACUUUUGGAAAAAUACCCCCGUGAUUCUGAACGACUGCUGCUGAGGGAACAGUCUGCUGUUCUGAAAAGGCGUCUCUGCAUUUACCUGUCAGCUCACUUAGGCAUUCAAAAAUGCUAUGAAAUUGAUCAGAAACUAAACUCAGAUUACUAUGCUAAGGUCAUAGUUAACAACCUUCUAGGGAUCUACGGUUCACCAAGAAAGCUGAUCAAAGCCGCAGUUAUUCCAGACAGUAACUUUUGCGAUGACUUUGCAGCAUUUGUUGGAUGUGAACUUGUAAAGACAAGAGCAUACAAGAAAUACAGUUUCCUUAAAAGGAUGUUUUCGCCUUUCAAAAAGGCCUUCAAUUGGACUUAUGAUCAGUUCGCUCCAGCCACACAGGUGAUGUUAGAUCUCAGUUGUUGUGGAUAUGCUUUUCCAAAAGACAGAGAUUAUUAGGAGGAUAACAAAAUAAAUCCUCAUCUCUAUUUUCAUUGACUUUUCUCAUUUUGGUGGAGGUUUUUUCCUGUAAAAACAGAGUUUUCCCUCUUAUGUGAUGUUAGAUAAAAAAAAACACCUUCCAAAGUAGAAAGACAUACAUUUUCCUUUGGUUCUGUUCUUAACAUAAAUUAGCUUGGUUUUUAAAAAGUUGACUUGUGGGUUCACUCCGGGCUUUCUGGCUCCCGAACUUUACUUCAGAACAUGUGGUUUUUUGUACAUAUUGUUAAUCUAAACUGUACUUUAUUUUUUUCUCUCGCUCUCAUUUUCUUUUGUAAUU
Poecilia reticulata (guppy) is the source of this 3133-nucleotide messenger RNA. NCBI's taxonomy places the organism in Eukaryota, Metazoa, Chordata, Actinopteri, Cyprinodontiformes, Poeciliidae. The record is from RefSeq and is a predicted model, not a curated record.